GGCGAGGCUUUUGGACGAGAGGCAGUUUCUUCUUCUCUCGCUGACCCUGAGCCAGAAGCAAAAAUGUCUCCAAGUACACCGAAUCCAAAACUGUCCAUUUUUAUAACAAUUUAUUAAUGGCGAUCUGUCGAUACACACCGGAGGGAACGUUGCGCAUUAUCCGGCUCUCAUUAGUUUGGAUGACCAAAUUUCUAAUUCUAAUCAUUAUAUGGUGCUCUAGCAUCGUCGAAUGUUCAAGGAUUGGAUUACAGACAUUCGGUUUAAGAGGUGUAAAGCCACUAGCAGCACUUGGAGGAAGUGGAAUAAAGGAAAGAACCUUCCAAAGGCGGUGGAAGCUAUCUAGCGAUUUUCUUCCACAUUUGGAUGAUUCUAUACGUCGGGAACUUGAUGCGUUGCUAAAAAAGGAAUGCACAAACAAAAACGAUACCACGAAUCUUACAUGUAACUUGUAUUCUGAAGUUGAAAGAAUAAAAAAUAUACUUCUGCCACGAAACGUUGAAGUAUAUUUGACCAAAUACUAUAGUAUCAAACUGAUUAAGCACAAUAGCUUUUUAGGCGAUUUUAUAGAGUGGUUGUUUGGAACGAAGGAAUAUAUCACAUACACUGCAUGGCAGUAUAGACCAAACAUAUUAUACAAAGGAGGCAAUCUCACACUAGAAAUUCAUUACAAGAUACCAAUAAAUGUGCAAGGGGGAAAAGAAAUAUUAUUUGAAUCAAUUAUAGUAUAUAACUGUGACGUAACCCCGGGAAGAUACAUCGAAGGUACAGCUAUAUUCAACAGCGGAACAAUACAGCUGUUGACACAUCCAAUUUUACCGUGGAAAAAAAUAGAUGUAGGGACAUUUAGCAUGUUAGCGUCUUCACAGCCAACAGUAUUCAUGUAGUGAUUAAAAUGAUGAUAGUAAAAACCCCUAUACCACUGCACAAAAUCCAUAGUGGAGAUGAUAAACUGGAGGUCAGGAAGAGUUACAACUAACCCGGGAAGCUACAAUAAAACAAAGUACUGCAGUAUGAAACAACAAUGCAGCGAUAAUGCAUAGUGACAAAUUAACAUAAGUUUCGAUGCCAACAAGUCACUCAACCGAUCGAAGGACAGCACGGCCCGGGCGUUUACCACUGAGGCGCAUGAGCCACUGCAGCUGACUCUCAUGAAGUGAUGAUAACAGCUGAAGCUCAUUCACAGUUUCGUGAACACGGUGCUCACGAUCCACGUCCCGGAGCAAUGGUACCUGAGACCGCAGAAAGUCGCGGAUACUAGAUACACGCCGAGGCACCAACUGACGAAUUUGCGAUAAUGCCUUUUGAGCACUCAUAAACGUACGACGAUCCAAUGGACGGUAGUACUGACUGCCCAAAAUGGUGCUAUGAGCACCGGAAGUAAGCUGAUGAGCAUCAGUAACGGAUACAACGCUAACAUACCAAAGAGUAAAAAUGCUUCAGAUGAAUCACAGAUUCCUGGAGCUUACGCUCAAAGUGAAA
This is a messenger RNA of Babesia bovis T2Bo, 1479 nucleotides long. RefSeq lists its product as uncharacterized. The record is from RefSeq and is a predicted model, not a curated record. The transcript has a single exon. The coding region runs from base 117 to 884 and encodes 255 amino acids. Lineage: Eukaryota; Apicomplexa; Aconoidasida; Piroplasmida; Babesiidae.